Messenger RNA from Rhineura floridana, 1360 nucleotides. RefSeq names its product sprouty related EVH1 domain containing 3 (gene SPRED3). The record is from RefSeq and is a predicted model, not a curated record. Gene Ontology annotation, cellular component: membrane. The transcript is spliced from 6 exons. Gene Ontology annotation, molecular function: protein kinase binding. Gene Ontology annotation, biological process: multicellular organism development; negative regulation of MAPK cascade. NCBI's taxonomy places the organism in Eukaryota, Metazoa, Chordata, Lepidosauria, Squamata, Rhineuridae. Bases 89 to 1360 code for a protein of 423 amino acids.
CAAAGGCCGCCCCAUCCCUCAUCGUUUGCUCCCAGGAUCUAGCAUAUACUGUCUCCAACAUUUUGCGGUUGUUAAUCGGCUGAGUUACAUGGUUCGGGUGCGGGCUGUGGUGAUGACCCGAGACGACUCAAGUGGGGGUUGGGUGCCCAUGGGCGGCGGGGGCCUGAGCCACGUCAUGAUCUGUAAAGUCCGAUGCCCAGAAGAAGGGCGAAGCCGCCAGUACCUGAUCAGCGGAGAACGCCUCCGGGACCAGACGACCAUCUUGGAAUGCACGCUGAAGCGGGACCUUGUCUACAACAAGGUGAACCCUAUUUUCCACCACUGGAAAGUCGGAGACAGCAAGUUUGGCCUCACUUUCCAGAGCCCUGCAGACGCUGUGGCCUUUGAGAGAGGAGUGCAAGCUGCCCUGGAGGAGAUUGCUGAAGGUUCCCUCUCACCUUCCUCCACCUCUUCCUCUCAGGGUGACGCUGAUGGGACGGACGAAGCUCUUGCAGUUCACACAGACAGCGAGUCCUCCACAAACAGCCAGAAGGAAAUGCUCCCCAAACCCAUCACCAUUGUGACCAGUGAGUCCUCAUCUAGCUGCUACAUCCAUUCCCCUGUCUCUGAAGAGUUCUCCUUCGGCACAGCACAGGGGGCCAUGUCAACCGGACAGGUACAACCCCAGCCCUUGCAGCAGCUGAGCCUCCCGGAUGAAGAAGAGCUGGAGAGCAUCACCCCUUGCAAAGACCUCUGGGUAACCAAAGGUUAUGAGGACUAUCGCCGGGCUGUGGUUCAGAAGCACCAGCUGGACCCUGAUAAGAUUGACAUGUGUGUGCACUUUGAGAAGGGUGGUGGCAAGUCCCCGCGGGAGAAGGAGUAUUGCUUCCCGCCCGGGGCUGAAGGGCGACUCAAGGACCCCAAGGCCUCUCCCUCCUGCCGUAUACACGGUGCCCCGUCGCCCCCCAAACACAAGGCCCUGAAGGAGCAGCAGCCACAACCACCGCCUGGGGCGAUAGCGGUAGAGGAGGACACCGUGCCUUCUCGCUGUGUCUACUGCCGGGACGUCUUUAACAAUGAGGAGAAUGGACGCGGGCAGUGCCAGGAUGCACCUGACCCCAUCGGCCGCUGUGUCUACCAGUUCACCUGCAUGUGGUGCGCAGAGAGCAUGCUCUACCACUGCAUGUCAGACUCUGAAGGAGAGUAUUCGGACCCUUGCUCCUGCGACACUGGCCACCCGCACUUCUGCAUCCGCUGGAUGGCCUUGGUCACCCUCUCCCUUGUGGUCCCUUGCAUGUGCUGUUAUCUACCCCUCCACGCAUGCCACUGGUGUGGUGAGCAUUGCGGCUGCUGCGGUGGCAAGCACAAGGCCGUGCAGUGA